GUUUUCGUGGACGCAGAGAAGUGUGCUUAAUGUUGUGAUCUAGUGUUUUCUUUAUAAUAUUCAAUUUAUCUCGAAAAGGAUUGGAUUAUACCAUAAAUAAGGUGUAUCAACUAAGGAUAAUGCAUCUCUGUAUCAUCUUUUAGAGAAGUUAGAAGAUUCGCGAUACCAUCGAGAUUUUUCCCAUCUGGGUAUCGAACAAGUUGAAAAUGAUCGUGCAAAGCACGUUGGUUCCCGGGACACGAUGGCAAACGGUGUUUGUAGCAGAACGGCAUUAUAAGCGCAGAGAGCAGCAGUGUGUGAAUAGCGAGCACGUGCAUUUCCCACAGAAAACCAAUAGGGGCCUUGGCCAGCUGGGAAUAUGAACGGUGCGCACAGAAUUCUGUCUUUCGAUCUUUUGGGGUAUACGCGACUUAAAAUGAGAAUGAAGGCUGUUUGAAAGAACGAACAAUGUUCGGGCCUUGGAAUGUAUCGAUAGAAAGGCACAACAAAGCGUCCGAUUUCCUUUCCUAUAUUUUAAAUGUAAUUUUGUGCCUGUAAAAUAAGAAAAGGCUCUGAUGGAAUGGUAGCGACAGUAUCUCGGUUUUUAUUGAAACGCCCGUAAUACGCGACACGCGUUUGUCGUUUUCAUCAAACCUAGUUUCAAAAAAACCAUCAACAACGGCGGCGAUCGGCGUUGGGGUGCAACCCGUGUUAUCAUCCGGCUAUCAUAGCACGGUGCCACCCCAGAACGGGGGUGGUGGUUCGACAUUUAGUGCCGCGGCGAUGGUGGCAGCUGCCACCGCUACGGCCACCGCCACAGCCAGCGUGGUGGCCAUGCAGGAUCGCCAAGACAUCCCUUCUCAAUUUAAUCAAAUGCAAAGCCAACAUGGAAUACCCCAUCAAACAUAUAACGCAGGGUAUGCCCAAAGAGGACCAAUGGCCGGAAUGGGGCCAGUCGGAAUGAACAACUUCAAUAGUAUGGGCACGAUGAGUCCAAUGCAUUCUAUGAAUUCCAUGAAUUCGAUGAACAGUAUGAAUAGUAUGAACUCGAUGAAUCCUAUGUCGAUGGGAGGUAUGAACGGUAUGAAUAGUAUGAACGGAAUGACUCCCAUGAGCUCUAUGAGUAACAUGGGUAAUAUGGGCAUGAACAAUAUGAUGGGACCUAACAAUAUGCAAAUGAAUAAGAUGAGCAUGCAAGCUCAACCUCAUCAAGGCUAUCCAAGGAGAUUAGCACCUUAUCCAAAUCCUGCUAUGCAUAUGGCACAAAAGAGACAACAAAAUCCAUAUUCAAAUCCAAAUCCAGCUGCGAUGCAACCAGCCUUCAAUGGCAUGUCAUCAUCGCAAUAUCCGGCCAAUUAUCCUGCUGCAGCAAGGCCGAACUUUCAACCUCAGUAUCAGCCUAUGCAAAAUAUGAAUCCAUCAGCUGCUGGUUUUGGGCCUAACUCUAUGAUACGGAGUAGUAAUAUGAGGCAAACUACGCCUUCAUAUACUCCCAAUCAAACUGCGAGUAACCAAUAUUAUAAUAGCAAUGGUAUACCAGUUAGUAUGGGACCUACAACAGUUGGAAAUCAAUUUGUUGGUCAUCAACCAAACUCAGGAUAUGCUGGUAAUACAUCUUCGUAUGGUACAGCUGGUGUUGCAACCAGUCAAUAUCAACAAGAUGUUGCAUCAAUGAGAACGACAGGCGCAGGGAGUUUAAAUUAUCAACAUAGUCCUAUUCCUGGUAAUCCAACUCCACCAUUGACGCCAGCCACCAGUAUGCCUCCCUAUAUCAGUCCAAAUCCAGAUAUUAAGCCUAAUUUCAAUGAAAUAAAAUCACCAAUUAAUAUUCAGAAAGAUGAUGAAUUACGAUUAACAUUCCCCGUAAGGGAUGGCAUUAUUCUUCCACCCUUCCGCUUAGAACAUAAUCUGGCUGUAAGCAAUCAUGUUUUUCAAUUAAAACCCACGGUACAUCAAACAUUGAUGUGGCGAUCCGAUCUGGAACUGCAACUCAAGUGUUUCCAUCAUGAAGAUAGACAAAUGAAUACAAAUUGGCCAGCAAGUGUACAAGUCUCUGUGAAUGCUACGCCAUUAGUUAUCGAUCGUGGUGAGAAUAAAACAUCUCAUAAGCCUUUAUACCUAAAGGACGUUUGUCAACCUGGAAGAAAUACGAUACAAAUUACUGUAUCGGCAUGUUGUUGUUCUCAUUUGUUUGUACUUCAAUUAGUUCAUCGACCAAGUGUAAGAAGUGUACUUCAUGGACUAUUACGUAAAAGAUUACUUACAGCAGAGCAUUGUAUUACUAAAAUUAAACGAAAUUUUAAUAAUACCAUUUCAAAUAAUGGUAUACAAUCGGAGAAAGAUGUCGUAGAACAAACAGCACUAAAGGUAUCCUUAAAAUGUCCUAUUACUUUUAAACGUAUUACACUGCCAGCUAGGGGACAUGAUUGUAAACAUAUUCAAUGUUUUGAUUUGGAAUCAUACUUACAAUUAAAUUGUGAACGAGGAUCUUGGCGAUGUCCUGUAUGCACAAAACCUGCACAAUUGGAAGGUUUAGAAGUUGAUCAAUAUAUGUGGGGUAUUUUAAAUACUCUGAACACUGCAGAAGUAGAAGAAGUUACGAUAGAUUCAAUGGCAAAUUGGAAACCGGCAAAAAAUUUAACUAAUAUUAAAUCAGAAGAAGAAAGUGAUUGCAAAAGAAUGACAAAGGCAAUGUCACCUGGAAGUAUGAAUAUGCCUACUAUGAAUAAUUGGGAUAUGAAUCAAGCAAUGAGUCCAUACAUACCACCUGAUAUGAGUAGUAUUGUGAGCGGUUCUAUGAUGAAUAAUACUUCAACUACGUAUGGAAAUAAUAUCAAUCAUCGGAAUUCAUCGGGAGGAUCUUUUGAUAUUAAUUCUGGGACGAACACGAAUACUAGUAAUGAUUAUACUAAUGGAGCACAAGGACCUCUUUCACACUUAAAUGAAUCAGUGAAUUCUUUAGAUCCUCUUAAUGCUAUGGAAAAAUCACUUAAUGAUCAGAUGCCACAUACACCUCAUACACCUCAUACGCCUCAUACGCCACAUACACCAGGUGGUGGAAAUAGUGGUCCACCAAGUGUUCCUCCAGCAUCCCAGGAAUCUACUGGAAAUCUUAAUACAUCUGGUAAUACAAACAUAAACAAUGAUACUGCGGAUAUACCAUCGGAUUUAAAUUUUGAUCCAGCUGCAGUAAUAGAUGGUGAGGGUACAGGUCAAGAAGCUCUAAAUCUCUUGCCAGAUAAUGUUGUGGAUCCAAUGGAAUUACUUUCAUAUCUAGAUCCACCAGAUCUGAAUACUCCACCCAGUAGUGGCGCUAGCAGUGGUAAUCCUUCAUCAAGUGAUGAUAUAUUAGCUCUUUUCGAAUAAAAGUUAAUGGGCAUCUCAUAAGAGAAAUAAUCAAAUUAUGACCCUGAUCUUAAGGAACAAAAUGAUAUCAACAAGUUUGCAUCCUAAUACAGAUAUAUUUCUAAUUGAAUGAAAUUAUUUGUAGUGAACAAUUUCAAAAAUUGGGGUCAUUAUUGGGUGCUCUCACCUAAUUCAAUGGUACAAAAAAUCUUAGCUCUAAUUAUAAUAUUCCUAUCGACAAAGUUAGGGCAUAUUAUUAGAUUUAAAGACAAUGACUUUUAAUUAAUAGGUAAAACAAAAUAUGUAAUAAUGCUUCUUGGUAAAGAUGUUAUUGCAUGGAUAAUAUUACUUCUUGAUCAUUCAAAAUUUUUAUUUCUAAAUCGUUAAAAAUAAAUAUAGUAUUGUACCGAACAUAUAUUUCAGAUUAUUGCAAUUACAUCAUAAUUAUAUUAAUUAUGCUCAAAAACAUGAUACUUGAAUUUUUUAAUAUCAAAUAUAGAAUAUUUUAUAUUAAUAAUAUUAUAUAUUAAUGUUAUAAAAAAAUGUUUGUUUGAUAAAUGUGCAAUACGAUUAAUUUACGUACAUUUUAUACACAUUACACAUAUAUUUUAUCGCAUACAUUUUAUAUAUUCAUUUAUUUUUAAUUCCAAAAUAAGUUUUUACUUAGGUAAUGUUCAAAAAAUAUAUAAUAGAAUAAGAUUUAUUGUGUUUGAUACAAUGAAUUGAUAACUUUUAACUUGAUUUGCAUAAUGUAAUAGAUUUUUAAUAAAUUUUAAAAAGUCGUAUAGCACAUUUAUAAAAUCUUAUAUAUUGAAAAAAUAGAUUUUGAAGUCAAUAUAUAUACAACAUUGGAAUAAUUUUAGAAACCUAUUUAUAUUGAUAUACAUUACUAUUAUAAAGUAUCAUACAUACAUAUUAUUAAAAUGAUUCUAACAAAUUUAUGAUUUUGGAAUAUUUGUUUAAAAAAAUAUACGUCUCUGUUGUUAUAAAGACUUCAUUAUGUUUAAAAUUUUCCUUGCAAUAUAAUCUUUACUUCAGAACCGGUCUACUCGCAUUCAAGGCUAUGAUGGACCUACAUCACAACAGAAUUAUAAUUGUACACUUGUAAAUAAGUUUUAAUUAAAAAAAAAUAGAUAGAAUAUUCAUCUGUUGUGAAUUACUCUGCUUCUUGAUGGAUAUAGCGUAUAUAGUGUUCCUUUCCUUUAGAUGAUUAGACAACAGAUGAAGAAAAAUCGAGGGCGUAUCGGGCUUCACACUGGAAAUUAAGAUGUAUCUCUUGAACUUUUUUUUAAAAAAAUAUAUAAUUCAAAAUAUUUAAAUUAUGUUUCAUAAAAUAUUUUUUUUUAUUUUUUAUUCUAUUCAUAGUAAAUAUUAUAAUUUUUAUUUAUGUGGAAAUUAACUUGAUGUUAAAUUUAUUAAUGAAAUUAAAAUUUUUAUCAUUAAUAAUAUUAUAUAUAAAAUUUAAUAUAUUAUAUAUAAUAUUAUAUAUAAUUAUAUUAAAAAAAAAUAAAUUAAAAAAAAAUAUCCAAGAAAAUAUUUAAUUUUUUCUUUUUCAUUACAAAAAAUAUUUUUAUUUUUUAAAAGAUUUCAUUAAAUUAUUAUAAUAUGAGAAUAACAAAAUAUUUUUUAUACAAUAUAAAAUCUUUACUCAAAACUUAUUUGUGUGUAUAUAUAUAUAUAUAUAUAUAUAUAUAUAUAUAUAUAUAUGUAUAUGUAUAUACAAAAUGUUAACAUAUUUAUGAGAUAUCUUUGAAAGAUUGAUUUUAAAGAAGAAAAAGAAUAUAAAAAUUGAUAUAAAAAAAUUAAUUAUUAACUAAAGCUUUUUUUUUUAAAUUAAGUUAUAAAUAAGUUAUAAAUAUAUAAUAAAUAAAUAAUUGAAGUACAAUAAAUGAAAUAAGAGAGAAAAAAAGUGAAACUGCUUUUCCAUUACAUUGCACUUUGUUUUUAUCUCUUAUAUCUUCAUUUAACAAAAACUUAAAUUAUUUACAAUUUAAUAAAUAUUUGCCAUCAAUAUUUAUAUCAACUUUUUUAUUUUGAUCUUUAUAAUACAUUUUCCAAAGAUAUUUUACAAAUAUAUUAACAAUCUAUAUACAUUAUAUAUAGUAUAUAGAAUUUAUUUUCACAUUUUAAUUAGUUAAAAAAAUUUAUAUUAAUAAUUAUUUUAAUAAUUAUGUUAAUAACAAAGUAUGUAUAUCUCUUAUUCUAUUUAUGAUUUUUUUAUUAAAAAAUUUUUUUAUUAAAAAUAGAAACAAUUUUAUAUUAUUUUAUAUUAUUAAAACAAAUAAAUUUACUAAAAUUGAAUAAUAAAUUAUAAAAAAAAAUAAAUUUUAUGAGAAAUAAACUUUUGAAGAAUUGAAAGAAGAAUUAUUAAAGAAUUAGUAUGAGAAAAUAAAUUCUAUAUAACGAAAUUAGCACAAAUUUUCAAAAGAACUGAUUUUCGCUUAAUGAAGAUAAAAAACUAUAUGUAUGAUACUACUGCCAGAGUGAAACCGCCCAUGGCCCCCAGCUUACAUAGUAAUUAUUACAUUUAUAUCUUUUGUGAUUAAAAGAGAAAAUAUAUACUUAAAGUGAUUCAUGUAGAUUAUACAAAUUUUAUAUAAAAAUGUAUUUAUAUUCCAGUGUGCAACAAUAGCGCACAUUGACGAAUUAGAUGCGGUCAAGUUUCUAUUCAUAUAACUUAAUUAUAAUAUUAUUAAUAAUACGAUAAUAAUACUUAAUUAAGCGAGAUUAUUGUAUAUUACUUGUAUAUAUGAUAAAUAGAUUAAUAAUAUAAGAAAAGUGGCAGAUACUUAUUGGCCAGUUAUAAUAAUAAAAUAAUUAUCUUAAUUAUUUCUCAGAACCAAAACAUACAAGCAUUGUAUGAGAAUACUUUAAAAUUAGAAAAUAAAACAUGUAAAUGAAUAUAGGAUAAUAACAGUUCAAAUAUUGCACUGUUAUUUCUAAUAGAAUUAUUACUUACUUAUUAAAGACAUAAUUAUCAAAAAAGUUUAUUCAAAUUAUAAGCUUUACUUAGGAUUGCCAGAAAGUAGGCACGUGCAACAUUGUUGCAAUUGUAUAUAGACAAUGUCUACCUAUACCUACUUAAUAAUAUCCUAAAAAUACAUGAUACAUGGUCUUGGUUUACAAGUUGUAGAGUUUUAUAAAUAUCUGGUAAAUUAGCACAAUAUUUUUAAUUUUUAUCAAAAGAUAUGAAUAUAUAUUAAAUAAUAUAUGAGAAGAAAAAUAAGGAUAAUAAAUAUCAAACUUAAAAUAUCAAACUGUGGUAUUAGUUAAUUAAAUUAUAUAUUUCAUAAUCAAUUUUGCUCAUUUAAAUAUAAACAAUUUUGUACUGAAGAAAUCUAACUUUUACAAAGGAAUAUUAAUAAUUAAAUUACAUAUUUGCAACAUAUAUAUUUUCAAAUCAAUUUCAAUUUUAAUCUAAUAAUAUUUCAGAUUAUUAUGAAUCUCUACAACUUUAUAAUUAUAUACCUAUUUAUCUAUUGUUAGGAGGCCUAUGAUUUGAACCUACAAUGCGUCGCAAAAGACUUAAAUGAUCAAAUGUCAUGUGUGUUGUCUUGUCCAAGACCUGAAAAGUUUCACUAAGAAAAUAAAAUAUUUUCAUGUAAUAUGACACGGCUGUACCUACUUAUGGCAUAUUGAAUGUAUUCAAUGAAUCCAAUGAAGCUUAAAGCUGUUAAUAAGCAUUUAUAGACGAACAAUAAUUUCAUUUUGUUAUAUUGAUAUGUAUAUUAUUAAAUUCCUUAAAAAUUUAAUGUUAGUUUAGAUAAUCAGUUUUAAAUAUUAUACAUAUUAUAAAUAUUCAUAACUUUUUUAAUUAUUCACAAAAACUGGACAUGGACCAACUUUUGAUUAUACAUGGGAUUUAUAGUAAUCGAUUAAAUUUUGGAAGUAAAAAAAAGUGUUCGUAUAUUUUGAGUAUCUAAAACAUCAAAAGCUGUGCAAUUUGCUUUAACAUAAUUUCAUAAAUAUAAAAAUAUAGAAAUGUUUUAAGCAUUGCCAAAGAAAAUAGAAAUUGAAACUAUAUAAUAACCGAAAGAACUUAGUUGUAAUCACAAUUAUAAGUUAAACAGGAUAAAAACGGUCACAAUUUUACUAACGAAAUUAGAAAAAAAAACUUUCGUUAUUAGAUAAUUAUUCUCUUCAAUUAUAUAAAAAGACAUAAGUUAGUUAUAUAAUUAAUUAGUAUUGUGUUUUGGAGAUAUUUCAAGUUUCUUUUUUUUAUUUCAGUAAAUUAUGUGACCAAUUUUUAUUCUACUAGUAACAAUGUUUUUAUAUCAAUAAGAUUUUUAUAAAUCUACAAUUAUUACCUGAAGUUUUUCAUAAAUUGUUCAAACAUUUCAUAGAUAAAUCAUAAUGUUAUAUUAAUCAAUAUACAGAGUAUAUGUAUUUAUCAUAAUCGCCAUAAGUGAUUGGUACAGAUUUGUGUAAGAAUAAAGAAUAAUACAAAAGUGUACGUUAUAAAAAAUACUAAUAUCAUUGGUUGCAUUCAUGUAAAAAAUUUUAAUACACAAAGACCAGUUUAUAAUAUGUAUGACAGACAUCACAUUGUUUCUCGAUAACAGUUAGAAACAUUCAAUAAAAAAGUCAUAAAAUA
Apis cerana (Asiatic honeybee) is the source of this 7918-nucleotide messenger RNA. It is a transcript of the gene tna, whose product is annotated as Zinc finger MIZ domain-containing protein tonalli. Gene Ontology annotation, biological process: protein sumoylation; regulation of transcription by RNA polymerase II. Gene Ontology annotation, cellular component: chromatin. The record is from RefSeq and is a predicted model, not a curated record. NCBI's taxonomy places the organism in Eukaryota, Metazoa, Arthropoda, Insecta, Hymenoptera, Apidae. Gene Ontology annotation, molecular function: zinc ion binding; SUMO ligase activity.